CGACCCUCGUCGACCGGAUCGACGACCACGCGCGCGUCCGCCGCCGCUAACUUCGACCGUUUAUCCCGGCGCCGAGAGUAACGGUCCGGUCCCGCGUCCACUGUCGCGACGCUGAGGUGCCUCGGGAUUAUUACUGGCGCCUGCGUCCGCGGAACACCUGGCGAACACUGGGACUGAUAACGGGCCUGCCAUCGGCACCGCGGAGGCCGCGAAUCGGACAGUGACUCUGUUUGCUCGGGAACACGCCGGUGGUCGAGCGUUGCUCAACUAAUCGUACGCGAAGGGAUGGUUCUGGAGAGGUGUGCGUCGGUCUGUGAUAUCUGUGCUGCGUCUGUACAUCGGCAAGUGCGUUGUUGACACUCUGUGGCAGGUUCCAGGGAUGCAGGACUUGUCCGGUGUACGGUAAUCACCUUGGAUAGCCUGUCCAGAUAGAACGAGAGAAAGAGGUGGUCGGCAGGUCGGGUGGCUAAUUUGAUGUAUCCGUCUCACCGUUACGAGGAUGAUGAUGAUGGACAUGGGCAUGUACGGAACCUACGGCAAGCCUGACUCAUACCCGAACUACGUGUGCACCGGCCAGGGGAAUCAUCAUCAUCAUCAGCCCGUGUCCGUCGGGGGACACGUGCCCGUCCCGCCUUCGCCGGAGCUAGCUCCGGCUCAUUACUUCCCUCAGACAGCGGUGUCCCCGUACUCCUCGUCUUCGUCGGAGAGCUUCCUCGCCGCGGAGUCCGCGGCGUCCUCCGGCACACCCCCGCAAGGAUUCUACUCGCCGUCGGCCGGUGUCCUGCACGAGGAUGGCACGACGACCGCGAUCAUCUCCUCGGAGAACGGCUUGAGCUACACGAACCUGGACUACGCGUCGUCGGCGGCGUACUCGAACCAGCCGCAACACACGAACGGCUCCCACGGAUCGGUCGAUCCUCACCAAAGCUACCAUGUCCAGCAGGCUACCUACAGGGACGAGCACCAUCACCAUCAUCAUCAUCAUCCGCCGCCGCCGUCUUCCGGCAGCAAUCUCCAUCAGAGCUCGAUGGUGCCCGGGCACACGAGGACGGAGCACGAGCUGCAUCAUCAGUCUUCUAGUCAUCACCACCACCAUCACCAUCACCACGAACCCGACUACCAGAUACCCGGGACCACGAACUAUCUCCAUCAGCUGCCUCCCACCGAAGAGUCCCUGCACUAUCACCCGCAAAUUCGGCAGAACGACUACUCUAGUCACUCCGGUGGCCACUACAAAGAGGAGAAUCCCGACCCGACCGGCGGGUACCACGUGCUGCAGCAGUCGGGACACCCGCAGCAUCAGCACGGGCAUCAUCAUCAGCAGCACGCACACGGGCAUCAUCCUCAGCAGCAGCAGCAACAGCAGCAGCAACCGCACGUGCCCACGUACAAGUGGAUGCAGGUGAAGAGGAACGUGCCCAAGCCCGUCGUAGCGAAGGCAAAUCCAAAUUUGGGAGACUUCAGUGGCAGCACGAUCGGUGGCAGCAGCGCGUCCACCUAUACCAACACGACGAACGGUCCCGUGAACUGCCUUACCGGCGGUCCGUUGGCCGGUAUCGCAGGCGGCUUCAAUAACACCGGCCGGACGAACUUCACGAACAAGCAACUCACCGAGCUCGAGAAGGAGUUCCACUUCAACAAGUACCUGACCAGAGCAAGGCGCAUCGAAAUCGCGUCCGCGCUGCACCUAAACGAGACGCAGGUGAAAAUUUGGUUUCAAAACAGGCGGAUGAAGCAGAAGAAGAGAAUGAAGGAAGGAUUGAUACCGACCGAGAACACCACGGUGGCGCAGCUGGGCGGCGCCAGGAGCAACAGCAAUUCGCCGACCAGCUCCUCGAGCCACGAGACCGGCAGCCUUGGUUUGUCGAAUUUUACCAGCGACAACAGCAGGGAAUCACCGCCCGCUUCCUCGAAAGAUUGACGCGUUCCUUGCUGCAGCAACGAACGAAUUUAUGGUUUAAGAUUCCACGACGAUUGGUGAAUCAAGAGAGAGAGAAAUGAACGACGACGAACCGUAUUUCAAAUCUCCCGCCGUUGCGAACGGUGGCUCGAAUCCUGCUAAACCGAAUGCUGCAGCAAAAUCAAUUGAAACGUUUAACCCUCAAGAUCCUGGAAAUUAAUUGUCAAAAUUACUCGACUGUAGAAUAGAAAUU
Nomia melanderi (Alkali bee) is the source of this 2153-nucleotide messenger RNA. RefSeq lists its product as uncharacterized. The record is from RefSeq and is a predicted model, not a curated record. Gene Ontology annotation, molecular function: RNA polymerase II cis-regulatory region sequence-specific DNA binding; DNA-binding transcription factor activity, RNA polymerase II-specific. Gene Ontology annotation, biological process: regulation of transcription by RNA polymerase II. Gene Ontology annotation, cellular component: nucleus. NCBI's taxonomy places the organism in Eukaryota, Metazoa, Arthropoda, Insecta, Hymenoptera, Halictidae.